GGGUACUCCGCUCCACUACUAACCCACCUCUACACGACCACGAGACCUCCUAGCUCGUUCUCUCCUCCAACCUCGCGACAUCGCGAUCCACCUCUCAACACCACCAAUACGUCUAAAGUCUUCACGCGCGCGCCAAACCCCUUCGUAGACACCACCUCUAAAGAACACCACAAGUCUGAACGGUCUUCGGGGAAUUUGGCUGUCGUCGUGGUGCAGUUUGCGCCCGUAGAGGUGCGAGAAGAGGUGAUAAGUUGAGGGUUUUCGUAUUUCGUCGGUUGUUUACAGUCGAAAGGUGGGGGUCCAAUCGAAUGCACAAUUUUUUCAGGUGGAAUAGCGCGCCGGGCUUCUGAUUUGUGAUGGGGCAGUAGGCAACAGAAAUCAUAACUUCGCGCGGUUCCUGCCGAGGUGUUCGGAGCUCUCGUCGUCGUGCCACCGCAGGGAAAUGUGGGAUGUGGCCGUGGCUGGAGAAGAUUGCGUCCGCGUGCUUGGACCGGGUCCGGAGGUACUCGCUUACGAGGAGGGAUGAGGACGGCGGCAGUGGCAGCGGCAGCGGCGCCGACGCCGACGCCGACGACCUGCUGCUCUGGUCGCGGGACCUCGAUCGGCACGCGGCCGGCGACUUCUCCUUCGCCGUCGUGCAGGCCAACGAGGUGCUGGAGGACCACAGCCAGGUCGAGACCGGCGCCGCAUCCACCUUCGUCGGCGUCUACGACGGACACGGCGGCGCCGAGGCGUCCCGCUUCAUAUCUAACCACCUCUCCGCACACCUCGUCCGUCUCGCCCAAGAAAGUGGAACAGUGUCCGAGGAUGUUGUCCGAAAUGCCUUUUCUGCUACAGAGCAAGGUUUCAUGUCGCUUGUGCGCAGGACACACUUAAUAAAACCUUCUAUUGCUGCUAUUGGGUCUUGUUGUCUAGUUGGUGUCAUAUGGAGAAAAACGCUGUACCUGGCCAAUCUUGGCGAUUCCCGGGCAGUUGUUGGUUGUUUAACUGGAUCGAACAAGAUUGUUGCUGAGCAGUUGACGAGAGACCACAACGCAAGCAUCGAGGAAGUGAGGCAGGAACUUAGAUCUCUUCAUCCCGACGAUUCACAAAUUGUUGUUAUGAAGAAUGGUGUUUGGCGCAUCAAAGGCAUUAUACAGGUUUCAAGGUCAAUAGGUGAUGCAUAUUUAAAGAGGCAAGAAUUUGCUGUCGAUCCAUCCAUAACUCGAUUCCACCUCUCCGAGCCUCUCCGCCGACCCGUUCUAACGUCGGAGCCAUCUAUAUGCACAAGACCCAUUCGUCCACAAGAUAGUUUUGUUAUCUUCGCAUCGGAUGGAUUGUGGGAGCACCUUACAAACCAGCGGGCUGUUGAAAUUGUGCACAACAAUCCACGAGAAGGUAUUGCAAGAAGGCUAGUAAGAGCAGCUCUGAAAGAAGCUGCACGUAAGAGAGAAAUGAGGUACAAUGAUAUUACAAGACUGGAGAAAGGUGUUCGUCGAUUCUUCCAUGAUGACAUCACGGUUGUUGUUGUUUUUAUUGAUCAUGGGCUACUGCAAGAGGGGAAUGCUUCUGCUCCUGAACUUUCAGUUCGUGGGUUUCUUGAGUCAGGAGCCCCCUCCACCUUUUCAGGGUUAAAUAGCAUUCCUUGAUACAUUAACCUGACCUUAAUUUUUUCGUUCC
Lolium rigidum is the source of this 1659-nucleotide messenger RNA. RefSeq names its product probable protein phosphatase 2C 43. The transcript is spliced from 4 exons. Gene Ontology annotation, molecular function: cation binding; protein serine/threonine phosphatase activity. Lineage: Eukaryota; Viridiplantae; Streptophyta; Magnoliopsida; Poales; Poaceae. Gene Ontology annotation, biological process: protein dephosphorylation. The record is from RefSeq and is a predicted model, not a curated record. The coding region runs from base 450 to 1628 and encodes 392 amino acids.